Molecule: messenger RNA, 2173 nt
Organism: Triplophysa dalaica
Lineage: Eukaryota; Metazoa; Chordata; Actinopteri; Cypriniformes; Nemacheilidae
Gene: hsd11b2
Product: hydroxysteroid (11-beta) dehydrogenase 2
Exons: 5
Coding region: 275-1507 (410 amino acids)
Molecular function (GO): oxidoreductase activity
Source: RefSeq, a predicted model, not a curated record
UCAGACAGAUCUGUUCACCAGCUCCUACACUCCUACUCUGAGUUGGAACAUUGUAGGUGUGUGUAUGCAUGCGCGUGUGCAUGUCAGCCUGCCUGAGCUUGAGAUUGCAGGGAAUUGAGUAGGCACAUGGUUGCUCAUUUGUAAGUGUGAUCCCACUUGAGAAAAAGACAGUGACAAAGAGAGAGAAGGAAAAACAAGAGGGAAAGGUGCCAAUACCAGUUCAGCAGAGAAAACAGGCAGGGAGAGCGAAUAAAGCAUUUCCACGUCCAGUACAAUGGAAGACUAUGCGGCGUCCUUCUGGAUUUACAUCGGCGUGAUGGCCUUCUUUGUUUGUGGAGCGGUGAAGAAGUUUCUGACAUCCCACAUCGGUGCCAUGCCCUCGGUCUUGGUAUGGCUAGGUGCCACUCUGUUGGUGGAGAGACUUUGUAUCCUGUGCAUGCCUGCUGUGCUGGCAAGAUUGGUCCUCUGUGUCUCCUGCUGGCUGUACUUCACAUGGGCCACCCCCAAGCCAUCCCUUCCAGUUGAGGGAAAGGUUGUCUUCAUCACAGGUUGUGAUUCAGGAUUUGGUAACGCCACAGCGAAACGGCUGGAUGCUAUGGGUUUUGAAGUGUUUGCAACAGUAUUGAAUCUGGAAUGUGAGGGAGCCAAAUACUUACGCAGAGUCUGUUCUCCACGCCUUAACCUUCUGCAAGUAGACAUCACUCAACCUCAGCAGGUCGAGCAAGCCCUGCUCGACACCAAGGCCAAGCUUGGCAUGAGAGAUCUGUGGGGGCUUGUCAAUAAUGCUGGCUUGUGUGUGAAUAUUGGGGAUGCUGAACUCUCCCUAAUGUCAAACUACCGAGGAUGCAUGGAGGUUAACUUUUUUGGAACGCUUUCUGUCACAAAGACCUUCCUACCACUUCUGAGGCAGUCUAACGGGCGGAUUAUAACAAUCUCCAGCCCUUCAGGAGAGCAACCCUUCCCUUGUUUGGCUUCAUACGGGGCUUCAAAAGCUGCUCUGAAUCUUUUCAUCAACACACUUCGCCACGAGCUGAAGCCAUGGGGUGUCAAAGUUUCCAUUAUCUUACCUUCUGCCUUCAAGACAGGACAGAGCAGUGACACUGAGUACUGGGAUAAACAAUACAAUAACCUGAUCCAGAACCUGCCCCCAAGCCUUCUGGAAGAAUAUGGGGAAGAAUACCUGCUGGAGACCAAGGAGCUCUUUCAGAGUUACGCAAAAACAGCCACCGAGGAUCUGAGCCCUGUAAUCGACACCAUCGUGGAGGCGCUCCUCUCUCCUCAGCCCCAGAUGCGCUACUACGCCGGGCCAGGCUUAUAUAUCAUGUACUUCAUCUGCAGCUACUUGCCUUUAUGCUUCGGUGACAAGUUCCUCCAGAAACUGUUUGUAAAGAAGAAGCUCUUACCACGUUCCCUGAGGAAACAUCAGGAGCUGAGUCUCAACAAUAACAACAACAACAUCAAUGAUAUGAAUAAGAGUAACAACAGCUUCACAAAGAUUAUCAAUUAGUUCAGGUGACGCACAAUCUAAAUACAUCUUUUAGCGCCACUAAUGUGAUCUGCUUAUAGUGAUUUUGUUUCCAUUGUGUAUACUUUACUUUUCUCAAGUUUUGUUGUACAGUAUAUAUUGUGAAUUUUGGGGAUCACUGAAUUGCACCAAAUAAUCUGUUGAUUUGUACCCUGGGACAUUUAAGGCAACUGACUCUGAUAAGAAUACAAGCUCAUGCCCACACAGUAUGUAAUAUUUAUAUUCAAGUUCUCAGGCAAAGCAAAAUCCAAACAGAUAAAGAGUACCUUAUUCUGCAAAAUGCAUUUUAACUUUUAAGACUUUCUUUUCUAACUACACUGGAGUGGUUCAUUUUAUCAUUACUCGGGUCAGAUAUGACUGCAACAUCAAAAAAUAUCAUGGGUUGUAUAUGUCUGGAUUUUAGAUAAGUGACCAAUGGACUGAAAAGGUUCCUUAAGUCAGAAGUCCUUUUUAAAGUGUACUUUAGUUUUGUAUUUGUUUUACUUCUUUUAUUUUUUCUCUGUCACAUUUGUGGCUUAUUUAUGCCAUUUUGUUUUCAAUAAAUCACUGUAUUAUAUUUUAUAAAAACAUGAAAAAACAGUAUAGAAAAAUGUAAAUUGUUCACUUGAUCAUGCUUGGUGUAUAUUAAAGUUGACUUUUUAAAAAUUC